CCUUUUACUUGUCCCGAAUGGUCGAAGCCAAGCGCCCCCCGCCACUCCCUCCUCCUCCACUGCUGCUCUCUGCUCCCAGGUGGUAGAUAGAUCUCGGCCAGCCUCACAGUACGGCUCGCCAUUGACACACUCUCUCACUACAAGCAAGCAAGCAACGCCGCGCGAGCAAUCCAAUCCAUUCCCUUCCACGGACUGAUCGAUUGACCGAGAGGGCCAAGAGCCUGAUUGGUUGGUAGGUAGGUGGGGUGGGGGGAGGGAAAGCGGCGGCGAGAGCGGGAUUGAUGCGCACAUGGCGCUGCGGGCGCGGCUGAUGGGGCCGGGCCGCGGGCCGCGGGUGCUGCUGCUGCUCUCCGCGGCCUUCACGGCGCUCCUCGUCGCCUCCAUCCUCCUCCUCCCGUCGCUCCUCCUCCGGACGGGCGGCGCGCGGGGGCCCAGCUUCCUCCUCUCGUCCCCCGCCGCCGGCGACCUCCAGCAGGAGCAGCAGGACCAGCGGUACCCGGUCUCGUUCGCGUACCUGAUCUCGGCGGCGUCGGGGGACGCGGCCCGCGCGGCGCGGCUGCUGGCGGCGCUCUACCACCCGGCCAACACCUACCUGCUGCACCUAGACCGGGAGGCCCCCGCGGGGGAGCACCGCCGCCUGGCGGAGCUCGUGUCGGCGCGGGCCGUGUACGCGCGCGCGGGCAACGUCUGGGUCGUUGGCCGCCCCAACCUCGUCACCUACCGGGGCCCCACCAUGCUCACCACCACGCUGCACGCCGUCGCGCUGCUGCUCCGCCUGCGCCGCCGCUGGGACUGGUUCGUCAACCUCAGCGCGUCCGACUACCCGCUCGUCACCCAGGACGCUUGCUUGCUUGCAGACAUGAUGGAGGCCUUCGCCGGGCUGCCCAGGGACCUCAACUUCAUCCAGCACACCAGCCACCUCGGCUGGAAGAUAAAGAAGCGGGCGCGGCCGGUGAUCCUGGACACGGCGCUGUACGAGGACGGGCGGGCGGAGCUCAUCCGGCCGGAGAACAUCACCACCAACCUCCGGAGGUUGCCCACGGCCUUCAAGCUCUACACAGGGUCCGCGUGGACGAUGCUGUCGCGUCCCUUCGCCGAGUACGUGACGAUGGGGUGGGACAACCUCCCCCGGACCCUCCUGCUGUACCACGCCAACAUCGUCUCCUCGCCGGAGUUCUACUUCCAGACGGUGGCCUGCAACUCGCUGCGGUUCCGCAACGCCACCGUCAACCACGACCUGCACUUCAUCCGCUGGGACAACCCGCCCAAGCAGCACCCGCUGCACCUCACCGCCAGGGACUACCGCCGGAUGCUGCUCAGCGGCGCCCCCUUCGCGCGCAAGUUCCGGGAGGGCGACCCGGUGCUGGACCGGAUCGACCGCGACAUCCUGCGCCGGCGCGGGCCCGGCCAGUUCGCCUACGGCGGGUGGUGCGCCGGGGACGGGGACGGGGACGGCGGCGCGGCGGCGCUGUGCGGCAACCCGCAGGAGCCCCGGAGGAAGGGGGCCGUCAGGGCCGGCGCCGGGGCGCGCCGGCUCAAGGUGCUGCUGGGCAAGGCGCUGGCCCCGGGGAAUCUCAGGAGAAGGCAGUGUAGGUGAAAGAAAUUUGUUUUGGGCUUUUUAUUCACAGGGUGGACUGAUUCUGAUCAAACAUGACAUGUAUAGCGAAAGGGACAACGACAUGAAUUACAGGCAAUUUUGGUUCGGAAGGACCCUAAAAUUUUCUGAGGUGAAAUUUUCAGGAAUUCUACUACAGGUUAUCUGCUGAUUA
This is a messenger RNA of Panicum virgatum (switchgrass), 1769 nucleotides long. Its product is annotated as beta-glucuronosyltransferase GlcAT14A-like. The record is from RefSeq and is a predicted model, not a curated record. Gene Ontology annotation, molecular function: glucuronosyltransferase activity. Bases 290 to 1597 code for a protein of 435 amino acids. Lineage: Eukaryota; Viridiplantae; Streptophyta; Magnoliopsida; Poales; Poaceae. Gene Ontology annotation, cellular component: membrane. The transcript is spliced from 4 exons.